AACUAAAUAUUUGAUUGAUAAGAUUGUAUUGAUCCAAUUACUAACGAAAAAAAUAGCCUAUUAAAAUUGUAUUAAAUUUGAAAUUGUUUGUACCGACAACCAAAAAAAAAACCAACAGCAACAAAUUAUGUUACAAGAAACGUUGAAAGCUUAUUUAGAUCAUUAUUAUUUUAAUUAUUAUAAUAAUCAACAAACAAAACAACAACCAUUAAUGGAAUCAUUUGGAAUGUUUUCGAUAGCAUAUACAACCGCUCAAUAUAUAUCAUAUCUGUUGUUUGGUAUCACUGUAUUUAUAAUCAAAUGUUAUAUGUCAUUCUAUAUUCUUUCAUGUUGUCAUGAAAUUCUUGAAGAUCAUCGUGAAGGUUCAAUCAAUGCAAGAAGUAAAUCUGUUCAUCUAAUGAUGUCAUUAUUAAUGUUAACAUUAACAUUUAUCGGUCUUUAUGGUAUUUAUACAUUUCAUUUGGGAUUAAUAUUAACAUGGUUAUUAUUAAAACCAUUCAUACGUAUACUGGAAUUAGAAUCACCAACAUGGACAACAUUUGUUAUGAUUAUUAUUGCAAUGGGUUCAACAAUUUGUUAUAAUACUUAUGAUGUAUUCGAUAAAUAUACAUCAUCUCCAUUAUUUUGAUUAACCCUUUUUUUUACCUUGAGUCAUUAUCAUCAUUAUUAAUUACAAAAAACUGCAACAAAACAAAACAAAAUAUUGUGAUAUAAAACUUAAUGUACUUUGGACAUUUGAAUUAUUU
Molecule: messenger RNA, 746 nt
Organism: Dermatophagoides pteronyssinus (European house dust mite)
Lineage: Eukaryota; Metazoa; Arthropoda; Arachnida; Sarcoptiformes; Pyroglyphidae
Source: RefSeq, a predicted model, not a curated record